AUGACGAAGGCAAUUGCAAAUAGAUUGAAAUCCACUCUCCCUAUUACUAUCUCCCCCAUCCAACUUGCCUUUGUAAAAGGAAGGCAAAUCACGGACGUCAUCCUUAUGGCUAAUGAAGCUGUGGAUUUCUGGCUUACAAGUAAGACCAAAGGGUACAUCCUAAAACUCGACAUUAAAAAAGCUUUCGACAAAGUUAGAUGGGAUUUCAUUGACUACAUGCUUAAGGUGAAAAACUACCCUUUAAAAUGGAGAAGCUGGAUCAAGGCAUAUGAUAUCCUAGUUUUCAUAGAGGAUGACAACAGAGUUAUCAAAAGCUUACAGAAAGCUAUUUUCCUCUCUGAAGCCGCUUCAGGAUUAACAAUCAACAGAAGCAAAUCUUCGAUUACUCUUGUCAAUAUCCCCACUAACAAAUCAGCUGAAGUAGCAAAUCUUUGGAACUUUCCUACUAGAUCUUUUCCUAUAGAAUACCUUGGAGUUCCUUUGGGGGGGAAACCAAACUCUAAAGGUUUCUGGAUAAACAUUGUUGACGAAAUACAAAAGAAACUAAAUGGAUGGAAGUACUCUUAA
This is a messenger RNA of Cucumis melo (muskmelon), 567 nucleotides long. RefSeq lists its product as uncharacterized. The record is from RefSeq and is a predicted model, not a curated record. The coding region runs from base 1 to 567 and encodes 188 amino acids. Lineage: Eukaryota; Viridiplantae; Streptophyta; Magnoliopsida; Cucurbitales; Cucurbitaceae. The transcript is spliced from 2 exons.